Platichthys flesus (European flounder) is the source of this 1506-nucleotide messenger RNA. RefSeq lists its product as uncharacterized. Lineage: Eukaryota; Metazoa; Chordata; Actinopteri; Pleuronectiformes; Pleuronectidae. Gene Ontology annotation, molecular function: nucleic acid binding. The coding region runs from base 184 to 1245 and encodes 353 amino acids. The transcript has 3 exons. Gene Ontology annotation, biological process: DNA integration. The record is from RefSeq and is a predicted model, not a curated record.
UCCAAUGCUGCCUCAACACUUAAACCUUGUUGACUUUUUCUUUUUGUAGGGAGAACAGGCCGACCAGCUAUUGAUGUUACCAGAGAACAGAUAGAAUUUCUGCUGGCGCAAGGCAAUACAAUUGCAAAAACUGCUGAAAUACUUGGAUGUUCCUCAUCAUUUCUGUACAAGAAGUCAAAGUUGAUGGGUAUACCUGUAAGAAGUAUGCGGCCUGCAAUAGAUGAUGGUGAACUAGAACAACAUGUGAGGCAACUUCAGGGCCAAUAUCCUAAUUCUGGAAAUGAGAUUAUUCGAGCCCUGUUGCGCACACGGGGUGUCUUUGUUACACGGUCCAGAGUGCGUGAGAUGUUGACACGGGUGAAUCCUACUGCUGCUGCAAGGAGAUGGAGCCGGACAGUUGCAAGACGUGUUUAUCAUGUACCUUACCCCAACAGUUUGUGGCACAUUGAUGGGAACAUGCGUCUGAUAAGAUGGGGCUUUGUCACUCAUGGUGCAAUUGAUGGAUACUCCCGUCUGAUUACUUACCUCAGCUGCAGCACAGACAAUCGUUCCACAACAGUGCUUUCUCAGUUUUUGAAAGCAACCUGCCUCUACGCCCUACCAUCAAGAGUUAGAUCUGACCAUGGUGGUGAAAACAUCCUUGUGGCUUUAUUCAUGCAUCUAGUUCAAGGACUUGAACACAGAGGUUUCAUAACCGGACGAUCAGUUCACAAUCAGAGAAUUGAACGCCUUUGGCGUGAUGUAUUUUUGCAUGUGUUGCAGCACUUUUACCAUAUGUUCUACUCCUUAGAGGAUUCAGAGGUUCUAAACCCAGAUAAUGAUGUCCACAGACUAUCACUGCAUAUUGUUUAUCUUCCGGAGAUCCAGAAAAGACUGGAGCAGUUUAGACAGGCCUGGAACCUCCAUCCGUUGAGAACAGAAAAUAAUCGCACACCAACUCAACUCUGGACAGAGGGCAUGCUCAGAAAUAUUGCCACAGACAGCACAGCUGUCAACAAUGUGUUUGGGGAAAAUCCCUACAGCGACCAAAACAUUGAGGCCAUCCUAGCGCAGUACGGAAUUCAAACACUGCCUACACUUGACGAAGAGUUCCCAGCUGUAAGGGUAGAGCCACCUCAACUCAUCCUCACUCGGCAACAACAGACAUCUGUGCACAAUGCAAUCCAACACUUUUCUGAUCUGAAGAUUAAAUAUCAGGCUUGCUGUACUGCAAUUGUCAGUAUUUUGCAAACUGAUCAGGUAUAGUCCAAUUCCAAGCCCAGAGACAUUUUAUUGGUUGCAUACAUUAUCCAGGAUGUAGCUAAUGCCGGGUGUGCCAGUCAAGACAUUGGAAGUAGCAACAAGUGUUGUCAUGUCAUAUUGUAGGCCUAUUGUUGGUUGACAAGCGCCGACACGCCCUGCCUGACUCUGUUUAGGCUGCUCUGUGUAGGGGGAUGGGCUGUAUAGUUGCGUUACUGCUCCCAUUGUGCUUGGUCAAUAUUGUACAAUAAAUAAAUAUACAUUUGA